Bursaphelenchus okinawaensis is the source of this 6959-nucleotide messenger RNA. Lineage: Eukaryota; Metazoa; Nematoda; Chromadorea; Rhabditida; Aphelenchoididae. The record is from the annotation of a GenBank genome assembly.
AUGAUUUUUACCGAGGAAGCGAAUUAUUUUAACAAACAGACAGACAAUUCCGUUUGGAAACCGCCACAAGAUAUGAGCAACGGCAGUGGACCUCCGAAUGUAAGUGGCAACUUGCUGCCAGUUAUUAGGUUGUUCAAAUUUUUAAAUUGAAAACUUAAAAUUGAAGAAUGAUAUCAAUGUUACUGUUUUUAGGCUUCAAAACUAAACACAUGGGCCGGGAAACAGCGGCACAAGGACAACAGCCUCGGUUCCGGCUCCUUUAAUGGUACAGGUGGGCAAAACGGGUUAAUGUGUGAGUUUUUGUGAUGUGGUUCGUUUAUAUAUUGUCACGUAGUUUUGAGUUAAAAUACGAUUUCAAUCCUUGUUUGCAAGUUAUCAUUUAUGAUUUUCAAUCAAUUUCUAAAAGUUUGAGAAAUAUUAUGAGGUUGUUCAACUAAUUCUGGGCCUUUUUUCAAUGUAAAUUUUUUGGAGUUGGUGGGCACAGGACUAUUUGAACAAUUUAUUACUUUGGUAAUGAUGUUUACAUUAACACGCUGUGGCACUUGUUGUUGUUUGAGCUGUCAAAUAGCACGCAUGAUGUUGUACUCUAACUAUUUUACUGAAUACUUUUAAAAACCUACUUUUUUCCGUCAAAAUAUUACCUAAAUUAUAAUUUUCAGACGACGAAAAGGGCUGGAGCACCGGGAAUGCGCGACAAACCCCACAAGAUCAGUCGAAAGUCCCCUGGUCGGAUGGCCUCAACUCUGAAAAUGGCAUCGAAAACGACUUUCUUCAAAUGAAUCUGGGGCCAAAUCAAAUGCUGAAGAUGCCUCCGCCAGGUGGCCAAUGGGGCCGCGAAGUGAAUCAAUCAACGCCGUGGGAAGUCGAGAGUCGAGGAGGUGGAUUCCCGGCCAACGAAGGGCCUGCGGGCCGAUUCAUGGGCGGUGGUGGAGGUGGGUUAAUUUUUAAUAAAAAAAGGGCGGGGGAGGUGGGUAUUCUGAUUGGGGAUAAUGUGAGGGAAAGAUUUGGUAGACGGAUUUCUAGUCUUAUUUUCUGAUUUCUGGCUUGAAAAUGGCAAAAAACUGUCGAAUUUUUUAAAAAUGCUUGAUUUUCACAAAUUUAGGUAACAGAAAUUGAAAGUUUUUCAAAAUAUGUUGUUGUAGAUAACCUUGAACUUGCGGUUUCAGGCUGAACUGAACAAAUAAAGCUUUGCGAACGGUUUUUACUUUUUUAGAGAGAAUUUUCAGUGGAUUUGGCGGUUCGUUUUGAAGUUUAAUACCUUCAACGUUUUGUUUUACACUACUUUUUCUAAACUUAUACUGCGUUUUAUGAUGUUGACAUUGCUUGACAGUUUUUGUGAUAAUUUUUGUAUUUUUGGUUAGGCUUUUUGAUUUAAAAAAACGGCUAAUAGAAUUAUUUGCAUCGUGCAGUCGUUUUUGAUAUUGGACUGUGCAUAUUUUCAGUGGGUCUUCUGAGAAAUGAUGAAAUUUUUAUAAGUUAAUUUAUAUGGUAUAAUAAGCUUUUUAUUAAACUUUUUUUACACGGUUUUGUUUGUUAUUUUUCAAGUGAGAGGUGGAAUAAGUAGUAGGUAUAUUAAUAGUUUUCAUGUAUUGUUUUUGAAUGUAGCACUUGGUUACGUGGGUUGUUUGAGUAAACCAAAGCUGUUAAUGUGUGGGUACUUGGCCACUUGAAGUGUCUUUCAAACCCGUACAGAAUUGUUGUUUUUUCUUUAAACUGGGUUAUUUUUCUGCGCUUUGAUUUAGGUAUACCUUUUCAUUGUUAUAGGCAUUUCUUAGUUAAGAGCAUGAAUAUAGUUCACAUUAGAUUUUUGUUACUCUAUAUGUUUAUACAUUAUAUAUGUAUAUAAAGCAACGAAUAUAGCUAACAUUUUUUGCUUCUUUAGGUAUUUAUAGGUUGUUGUUAAUCUUAUGCAAUGAUAUUGUCACCUUUACUAUUAUCUUUGUUUACGUUACCUUGCUUUGAAAAUAUUCGUGGAUUAAAAAGGUAUUAAAACACAUUGAAAUAAAAAGAAUAAGAUGACGUUUGAUGUGUUUUUUAAGGUUUGAAGGGUUGCGUGAGAGGUUAUAUAUUAUAAUGGCUAAAACUUGGCAAAACUGUCUAUGAAAAUGACGUUUUUAAUAUUGUUUUAUUUUUAAACAUUUUUAUUUCUGGCAUUAAUUUUUUUUUUCUUUCGGGGGCAAUUUUUGAAACUGUUGCGUUUUUAUUUUUAACUGUAUUACAAAGCUUUUCAGUCGUUUUACAUAGCUAUACAUUAAAAUUACAGUUCCACUAUCAAACCAGAAAAUUGUUAAUUUAAGAAUUACAAAACAACAUAAAAACCGAGAGAGUACAAUGAAAAGUUGUAAUUGGCGGAGGCCGCAGGGUCGGAAAGACGAAAAUCUUGGAAUUUUUUUUUCGAAACGGAACAAUUUUUGGUCGAGUUUCGCAAAAAGAGAGAGACCAAGGCGAAAAACGACCUUGCUUAAGGGUCGGGGCAUAGGCGCACCAUGUCGAGACGCUUUUUUCGCUCUUCAUGGUCAGCAAGAGAACUGAAGACAGACACGAGCAAUUUCAGUCGGUUCUGUUCAUUUUCCACCAAUUUUUGAUGUUAUUUUAUGAAUUUGGGAAAAUUAAACGCUUUUUCGAUGUGAUAUAGUUGGGGACGGGCCGCGAAACGUCUUGUUUUAGGUGUUUUGGGGGCGUUUUUGAGGUUUGUAAUGUGAAUUUUUUUAAAUUUAAAAGUUUUUUCAAGUUGGCGAAGAAAUAUUGAGGAUAGAUCUUUGAAUUCGGAGGGUGUUGUAGACUUUUUAUGGCUUUGUAGACAGUCUUUUGAUUGUUUUAUUGGAGUUCUUGGCAUGAAAUUAAUAUAAAUUUGUUGGAUAUUAUUGUUUUACUACAAAUUUUGUCAAACUUACUUCAAAUUUUGUAUCUAAACUGCAAAUUUUGAUUAAAUUUAAAAUUUUUGAAAUUUGCAGUUUUUAUUUUUCGGUUAAAAUUUUUUACAAAUGCCAUCAAAAAUGGAUGUAAAACAAGAUUUUGGUUAAUAUUCUUGUCAGUCGACCUUGACGAUGCGAUUAAUUACGUGAAGGUCUUUGUCAUUCAUAUAUACUUUUUCUUUGUUUAUUUCUAGCCAGAGGGCAUGUUUUCUUUCCGGGAAAGUACUGAUAUCGAUUUUGCUUUUUUAAAGAUGAUAACUGAAAUUGUUGUUGCUGUUGUUUGAGAGAUCUGGGUUUGGCCAUAGGGACGUUAUUUUAGACUUAUGGUUAAAUGCUUGUAGUUUGGCUUUUGAUAACGUUAUGAUAAGAGUAUACUUGGCAUUUUUAAAAAUACGUUUGGAAUCACAAAAUUCGAGAUUUUUAAUUUUUUUUGAGAAUUGUUAAGUUUGUAUUAGUAAAGUAUGUGAGGUAAAUUUAUGUUAGAAAUACUAAUGUUUACGACAUGAAAAACUAGAAAUAUGUAUAAAAAGUAUCCGUCGGAUUAAGCGAACGAAAAGCGAGUUUUUUUAUUAGUAACGAUGACAUUUUUGAACGUUUCCACUUGGCCACAGCGUUCCGUCUUUGUUUGCCAAACUUUACGACAACAAAAUAUGGAAUUUGUUUAGGAACUGAAGGCUUUUUGAGGGGGAGAACGUUUAAAAUUGGCUUUUUAGGUCUUUAUUUAUGGAAAAUUUGGUUUCACAUUGGAAACCAGGAUCUUUAGGCUUGAGUUUGUUGAAUUUUGGAUAAUUUUUUAAUUGAAAAGUUUGAUUAUUUGUCAUUUCUUUAUUGAAAAGGGGGAUUUUGCGUCGUAUUUUUAAAAAAAUUUAAAACGUUUACGUAAAUUGUUUUUUAAAGAAAUAUUUAUGUUGUUAUGCUCCUCGGAACCAUCCCAUCCAUAUGUUCAAACAGAGUGACAAUUAGAAUGAUUUUCAUGAAUUUGUUAUCUUUUUCUGAUUUCGUUUACUUUCGAAUGAAAAAGUGAAAAAUGCGCGUGCGGUCAUAAAGUUUCUACACACCACGAUAAGUUGCUCCAUCUCUCUGCCCUCUUUUUCCUACACACUAUUUCUUCGGUUACCACGUUUUCGGUUUUUGUCGCGUUAAAAUUUGGAAAAUUUGAGGGUUUUUAUUGAAAAUAUUGCAGUUUAUUUGUGUGUUUUGAAUGUUUUAAAACCGAAUUCGGAUGGAAAUUGAUUUGAAUUCGACUGUCGCUAUUAAUGGUGAUGGUUUAAACUGUGUUUUGCUUAAAUUUUGUCAAUUUAAAAACAGAAGCAAUAGGGUUUGAGGGGAUUGUUGUGAAACGAUUGAUUGGUUAUAAUUAUAAACUUUUCUCAAACAUAUGAUUGAUAAAGAGUGUGCGUUUAUGUGCAGAUGUGAGUGGUUAAGAUAACUUUGACGUUUUAAUGAAGGAGAUUUAGGCUUGAAAUGUAACUUUAUUUAUAGCGAAGAGACUGAUUAAAAUUUUAUUGAAAUUGAUUUUAAAAAUUUUAAUUUUUUUUAAUUUUUGGUUUCUAUAUUUUUGAAAAAGGAUUGAAAGCGACAUAAAGUCUUAUUGUAAUUUUAUUAAAUUUUGUCUAAUUUAUGCUUCUUUUUUAAAAGCGCCUUAAGGCUUUCGUUAAGAGCUUCUUAAAAUUAUGAUUACAAUUAUUGCUAGCUCUAGAUAAACAUGGCUUACCAAGCUUUGUAAGAUAAUUGUACAAGAUUCAAAGUGUAAAUUAAUCAAGCAGAGUGGGAGGGUUGAAAAGUAGAUUAACACCAUUGUAAAACACUUAUAGCUUUGCAAGAAUAAUGGAAUAAUCAUAAUAUUUGUUGGUUUUUGAGAUUUUGACAGUAAAAUGAUUAGUUUCUUAGUGUGUUUGUUAAAAGUUUAUAUUUGUAAAAUGUGUUGAAAAAUAAAACUUUGAAAAGUAUGUUAUCAAAUUUUUAAUUUUGACUUUUUAGUGAGCAUGGAUAAUGGUACGGGCCAAUGGCGCUCGUGGGAACAUGAAGGCUUCCAGCAGAAAGAGUUCCACCCGGGAUUCCCGAUCGGCGGAAUGCCCAAUCACAAAAUGCCCAACAACUUCUACGGCGGCGGCCAAAACUUUAUGAUGCAGCAGGGCUUCGGCGACAACAGAAUGGUAAUUUUUAAAAAAUAUGGAUUCGAAGUUUAGGCAUAGAGUCAUGUUUGGUAAACAAUCUUACUUUUGGCAGAAUAUUUCUGAAACUUAAUUUUAAAUCAACACACAGUAUAGUUAACAAACUAAAAACGCAUUUUAGAUGCGAAACGGUCCCCCACACAUGAACCAGCAACAGCCAGGCCAACCCUGGGGCAAUAAAUACGCCGGUGGUCAGCGGAAUGCUCCAGGUGGUGGUUUCCAACAGUUCGGCGGACCACCUCAAGGUGGCCACAUGAAUAUGAUGCCACCAUCGAUGAUGGAGCGAGUUAUGGGACCACCACCUCCACCCUUGGCUCAACAACACCAUGGCCGAGGGCCUCAUCAUCCUCAUGGCGGACCUCCACCACCCCCAAUGCACCCAAUCCCACCAAUGCCCGCGCAAAACCCGCCCGGUGGAUUCUCGGUGGGAACUUUCAAUUCUCAUGGCACUAGUAUGGUUAAUGACGAUUCAUUCUGGCACGACCCUAACGGCGAUUUGCGCAAAUGGCAACGCGACACGGGCACGGCACAUUGGGGCGACCCGGCCAAACAACAAGGUAUGAAAGGUGGGGUUUUGAAUGGAUUUUAUGUGUAGUCUUGUGCCAUAAAUUAUGAAUUUUAAAAAAUAAAAAAAUUUUUUUUUGGAUUUUUCGAAAAUUUAACUUUUGAUUAUUUCUCAUAUUGUUUUAGGCCAGCCAAUCCGCCGAUGGACUCAAGUCGAUCCAGACGAUGAUAACCUAGUUGGGUCUUCAGCGAACAACCAAGCCUCUCCAGACUCCUUGAAGAAGGACGAUGAGAAUCACAUCACUGAGAUGGGGUGGGGAGAGCUUCCUCCAUUAAAUGGCACUACAACAACCCCAACUACUGCUAACCCACCUCCUCAAUCAUCUGCCCCAACCACAUUGAACUCGGGAUGGAUGGGAAGUGCACCUCAAGGUGGUCCAUCUGGAAUAAUGCCUCAGGCACAGGCUCCUGGAGCUGGUAAGCUUAUUUAAAGACGGGAAACUUUCAAAAAAACUUUUAUGUUUUGAAAUAAUUUUGAGUGAUAAAGUGAAAAAUAGGUUUUUUGUAUUAAACAUGUCUCCUUUCAGGCUGGACCGACUCACCUCGGAAUCCACUACCACCCAACAACUUCAUGCCUCAAGGCCAAUUCCCACCAAACAACUUCUACGGCUCCAACCUCCCACCAUCCAAUGAAUGGUCUACUCGACCUCCAGGCAACAACAUGUCGUACGGUCAACAGCAACAACAGCCUCACAUGUUCGACCAACCAUCGAACAACAAAGAUAUCGUUGAGAAGUUGCGAGUUGCCUCAGCCAAAGGUCUGAUCGACAUCAACAUGUUCACUCAGAACGGACCAUUGUCUUCGAACACGGUCAAGUUGUUGAACAACAUGCUGGAAGUGUUCACUGAAGUCGAGGAGUUGGAGGAGAUGUUAAAAGUGGACCGCAAAGGCUUGGUCAACCCCAUGGACUUGAGAGACAAACGUCACAACCUCGACGAGCUUCGCGAGAAGAUCAUCAACUCAGUGGGUGUUCAACUGCCACCACCGCCAAGACAAGGGGGAUGUAAGUGAAAGUUUUGGCAAUAUUAUCUUUGUAUUGAAAGGAAAAACACAUUUUUUGGAAUUAGCAUGGUUAAUAGAAUUGUAAUUUUAAUUUAUGUUGGUUUUAAGUUAAGAAAACUUAAAAAUUGUUGUUUUUGAGUUGUUUUAGUUUUUAAAAGUAUUAAAAGUUUAUUUUUUGAUGUUUUGUUUGAAUAUUUCUAUGAUUUUGGAUAUUAAUCUUGAUUUUUAGUGAGUUUGGCCGACGAACUGAGCAACAUGAGCACGUUGCCAGCGAUUGGCGGCGACGUGGCCCAACUGUGGUAA